GCUAUGAAUCCUGAAAGCCCGAAUUAAGCGAGGAAUAAAGCGUAGCUUCGAGUAGAUAACCGCGAAGGUCGUUUUAGGGAAAGUAAGGUGCGUUUAGUUUGAAGGGAGGAAAGCUUGUUGCUGGUGGAGCGGGUGAGGAGGAGCGCUACAGCGGGCGGCUCAUGAUCUCAGAGCAGCGCGGAGUGAUACAGCAGAACACCGAGCAGGUCCAGUCCGGAUCAUUCCUGCAAAACCACAGAACAACUACCGAUACCAACAAGCACUCGGACAACAUGGUGACCACAAAGGGGACUGGCCUAAAUCCUAAUGCCAAAGUGUGGCAGGAAGUCUCAGCUCCUCCUUCGCAAAAUUCUGAGGAGUCCACAGAGAGUCUUGAUUGGCCCCAGGCAGUCCACACACCUGUUGAACACCCAGAAGGCUGUAAAGGAUUUGGUCUUGGCUAUGCUGACUCUGAGUGUGCCGCUCCUGUAGAGAGUACUCUGCUGAAUGGUGCUACCCCUGCUGAGCUCGCUUACCCUGUUUAUGAAUCAGCAGAGGGUGAGGUGACAGAGGAGCUGCAGCCAAUGUCUGAUGAAGGUCUGAAGGAGUCACUGAAGAAGGAGCUGGAGUUCUGCUUUUCCAGGGAGAACCUCUCGAAAGACCUGUACCUUGUGUCUCAGAUGGACAGUGAUCAGUUUGUGUCCAUCUGGACUAUCGCAAAUAUGGAGGGCAUUAAGCGACUAACUACUGAUAUGGACCUGCUGCUGGAGGUGCUGCGAGCUUCUCCUGUGGUCCAAGUGGAUGAAAAGGGGGAGAAGGUUCGACCUAAUAAUAAGCGCUGCAUCAUUAUCCUUCGAGAAGUACCAGAGACUACACCUGUAGAGGAAGUGGAGGCUCUCUUUAAAAGUGAGAAGUGUCCCCAGGUCAUCAGUGUUGAGUUUGCUCACAAUAACAACUGGUACAUCACCUUCCAGUCUGAUACUGAUGCCCAGCAGGCCUACAAGUAUUUGCGUGAGGAAGUGAAAACCUUUCAGGGAAAGCCGAUAAUGGCUCGCAUCAAAGCCAUUAACACAUUUUUUGCUAAGAAUGGAUAUGGUGCGGUGGAGUCCAUGUACACAGGCAGCCCUCAGUCUCAGUACUCGUCUCCAGUGUAUCUGCAGCAGGUGUAUCAGCCUCAGCAAUAUCCUGUCUACGGCCUGCUCCCGCAGACAUGGAGUCCUUCACCUACACCCUACUUUGAAACCCCACUGGCUCCAUUCCCCAAUUCCCAAUAUGUCAAUGGCUUUGGCACAGCUGGAAACUACAAGACUGGAUCGUCUCCUGUUGGCCUGACACGUCACUUCCCCCGCAACCGGAAUCAUGUAAAACUACUGCCCCGUUCUGAUGGUCCUUCCCAGUCUGAUGGUUUUACAGGUUUGAGCAGUUUGCAGACCCCACAAACACCUACUUCAGAUGGCGUCAGCUCUUUUGACCCUCCACUGUCUCCCAAUGAGAGCAUCUAUGCUGACCUAGCCGGCAACACCCGAGCAAGAAGAGGAAGCUACCGCGGAAUGAGGCGUAGGAGAGAGGACGACAGAAUGAGGCCACUUCAAAUGACUGAGAUCAAAACCCCUCCUGUUAACUUUGACCUUGCAACUUCUAACUUUCCGCCUCUGCCUGGAGGAGUAGCUGGAGUGGUGACGGGUGGUGCCAUUACAUCAGCUGAAUCAGUUCUGGAGAACCGCAUGGCUGAUGUAGUGAAGGGCAUUAACAGAGACAAGCAACUGGACAUUGUUAAACGAGAGGGUAAUAAGGAUUCCCAGCCUGCUCAGGAGGAAGUGCCCUCUUCUGUUCUUACCUCAUCACCACUAAAACCCACAGCUGAACCACAGCAGACGCCUGCCCUCAGUGUUUCAAAUCACGCCACAAAACCAGAUGAUUCGCCUACCUCGAAAGACACCAUCCUCAGUCCUGCUGCAGUCCCCAGCACUCCGGUUCAGUCUGCUCCUGCCUCGCCUAUUCCUCUUUCCAAACCUGCCCAAUCUCCGAUGUUAAGCACAUCAGCACAGGAGUCUCGAAAGCUGAGCUACGCAGAAGUGUGUCAGAAGCCCCGCAAAGACCCACCGCCUACACCUGUACCCUGUCCGGACGCCACCCCUUCACCCACCAGCAACCAACCACUGCGUGAGCUUCGUGUCAACAAAGCUGAAGCCCCAGCUCCUACGACUACCCCCAGCGAGAAGACUGAAAAAGGUGGCGAAGGCAGGCCUCCUCGUGAACACACUGGCUACCGACGGGGCAAUGCAGGCAGGGGUGCGGGGUUCAAGCUCCGAGAGCAGCAGAGAUGGCCCCCUCAAGGCAGACGCUCCUCCCCCCAGUCAGGGUGGAACAGACGCAGCGGAAAAGAACAAAACAUCCCGCCCAGAUUGCCAAAGUGACGGUUAUCAGACUCUCCGAUUUCCAUAUCUACAAAAUAUAUAUAAAUAUAUAUAAUGUAAAGAGAGUAUAUAAAGUUAUAUAGAAAUCUUCAUAUUGAACUGCACGAAGUGUUGCACUAUGUUGUUGACGGACAGAUGGCUCUGACCGGCGAGCCGUUUCUGUAAAGAAACAAAAUUAAACUUUGAACAGAGGGGACCCUCAGGACUCCUUAAACUUGCCCUGGCACAUCUGGUGACUGCAAAGCUCAGUGUGUGGGAAUGAGCUAAUGUUGUGUUUGCUCCCGGGCAAAAUUUUAAAAGCUGUUAUUACUGAAUGAAUGCUAUAGAGGAACGAAAGUUUGCUGACGAGCAAGCAUAGCUUCUUUAUAUGCAACAAGAAGGCGCUGGCCGAUCUGACACUGUUGCUUCCCUCUUGUGUUUAAGACUGAAAAGCUUAAAAAAAAAACAAAAAAAAACACAGUUAACACAACUGAUGUAUUAUUAACUUGUGCAGAAGCUGAUCUGGUGAAUUUGUCUGGGUUUUAGGAAAGAACUAUAAACCGCCUCAAAUUGGUCAGCACUUGAGUCCAAGUUGUGUACUUUGUAGGGUCUUCUCUGAGACUCAGGCCUAGUCCACCUGAUGUUUUUGAGAACAUCUUUUUUUUCCCCUCCCCCUUUCCCAGUCUAGUCAUUUCUAAUUCUCCAGUUGUAACUUCCUCAGCUGCUGCACAUUGCCCACCCUGAACAGUUGCAGCAGCAAUAAAGACACAGCCAGUCAAGUCUGUAUAUGUGCCCGUCCAGUCAAUAGCACAGCUGUUUGAACUCUGAUCCUAGCAGUGCUGGGUUUUUACACAUAUACUGUAUGUGUUGUGCUGGUAAAAGGAAAAUCUGCAACCAGGCUUCACUCAUUUGUGUGUGGUGGGAGAGAACAUUUAUCUUGUGGAUUUUGUUGGAUGUAUUUUUCAUCAAGCACUUGGAACAAAGUGAAGUGGUAUUUAUUAGUAAACACUUUCUAUGGACACUUACAAUAAUUCAAACGCAGCAUUGGACCUGAACCAAGACCACCAUUUGAACUGUUAUAAACAGUAGUCAAACCAACUGGUGUAACUAGUUAGUGGUAUUGCUAACAAUCCUAGUUUUAGUCAAAUCAAAUUCUUAGUAGCUUGAAUCUGGCUACAGAGUGCAGUACAUGGCAUGUAGAAUGCAUUUGAUGUCAUAGCCAUUAUAAACUUGUAGCUGUUAAUGUUUGGACACCUUUGCAAUAGUUUUAACCAUGUAGCAGAGGAUGGGAAAUAAUUUGGGAUUAAACCCACUUUAAAAACCAAUGAAAGUGUUUGGAAAGGAUGAAUGCACGCCCAUCAGUCAUUUUCCAUAGUUUGUUGUUUGUAUGGAAAACUUUUGGUUGUUGGUUAUGCUAUUGUAACCAGAACACAGACAGCUUUUCAAAUGAUCCACUUCAGUGUGGACUAGGCCUGAACCGGAAGCACUUUUUAGUUUCGCCUGUAAUUGUAAUCAGCGACUCAUGUGUUCAGAAGUUGCAGUGAAGUGACGGAAGGUCUUCCCUGUUUGUGGUCAAGUUCCAGUUGUAUCAUAGAUAUCUUAAGGAAUGUCUUGCUGUAUUGAUUUUCAGGAUGUGAUUAAUCUGCUGUAAGUCGUUUAUGUACUCUGCUGUCCAAUAUUGACUGGAUUGAUGUGUGGUCGAUGCCUGCUUUUAUGUCAGUGUACCUGUCCAGUCUGUGAUCGAGCCAGUCACUUCAUGUGUUCAUUUUUAUGCCUAUAAAUGUGUAUAAAACGAUGUUUGUAUGUUUUAGGAAAUCGAUUACCUGUGUAAUGUCGUAGCGCAUCGGUGUGAUUAUGAUAAGCUUUUUUUCUGGGCCAGUCUCAUGGUUUAAGUAGUGGAUAAGGAGCUCAGGAUUGAAGAGGAAUCAUUAGCGUUUCUGUGAAUUCAUGAAACGUUUUGUACGUUUGAGGAAUUAAAUUUAUUGUAGGUUUUUGUUUUGAAAUCAUAUGUGGUUUCUAAAUUCUGACAAUGUAUUUUCAGCAGUAUGUAGUGUUGCUCUAUUUCCAAGCAGCUUAAACCAGUCGAGAUGUAUCAUUUAAAAAAAAAAAAAAAAAAAACUUUUGUUGUAUUCAUGUAUGUGUGAAAAUGAUGGGCGCACAAACCCAGACCAAAGUUGAAUCAGCAGAGCGACAAUCUCAGGAAGUGCUGUUUAAACACAGUAAUUCCCCAUCCCCCUGCCUUCUAACCCUCAGCCCUCACUCAAACCGUCAAUAAGUGCUUAAUGUUCCUCUUCUGUUUGCUAGAUGAUUAAGCUGAAUCAUGAACUGUGUAUUUGUGUGGUUUUGAAUGUUACUAAAAAUGUAACCUUCUAAAGGUUAUUUAAUUGUGUCCUAACAAUUAGAUUUUUCUUCUUUUGAAGUUAAGCAUUGAAUGGAAUGCUCUGCAGUUUUGAUAUGCUUUGUAUUUAUUUACUUUUUUUUUUUUAUUUGCUUUGAGUAUUCUCAUUAGGUCCUUAAUCCUCGAGUGUGAAUCAGAGGCAUAGUUCAUAGCCUUAGAACAUGUCACAGAGUAAUAAUAAAAGGGCCUGUUUUUAAUUUUAUGAUUUAUUUUUAUUUACAAAUUGUGGUAUUGUUUAAUUAAAUGCACUAAUUGAUGACCCAUUUGGUCUAUGGUAAGAUUUUUUUAAAAGGCCCUGAAUAGUUUUUUUUUUUUUCUUUCUUAGUAGCAGGAUUGCUAGGAUUAGUUUUUUGUUUCCUUAUUUCUUUGUACUGUAUUCCACAACCAGGCUUUAGGUUUUGUUAGAGUGGGAUACAUAUUCAGUGACUGGCAAAAAUAAAGUUUUGGACACGCCAUUGUAGAUGUGUUAAGAGAGAAUUGUUAACAAAAUGUAUGGGGUGAAAAGAAAAUAAAUUAUAUAAAAGGA
Trichomycterus rosablanca is the source of this 5299-nucleotide messenger RNA. It is a transcript of the gene larp4ab, whose product is annotated as La ribonucleoprotein 4Ab. Gene Ontology annotation, biological process: positive regulation of translation. NCBI's taxonomy places the organism in Eukaryota, Metazoa, Chordata, Actinopteri, Siluriformes, Trichomycteridae. The transcript has 16 exons. Gene Ontology annotation, molecular function: mRNA 3'-UTR binding. The record is from RefSeq and is a predicted model, not a curated record. The coding region runs from base 162 to 2396 and encodes 744 amino acids. Gene Ontology annotation, cellular component: cytosol; cytoplasmic stress granule.